Molecule: messenger RNA, 533 nt
Organism: Protobothrops mucrosquamatus (brown spotted pit viper)
Lineage: Eukaryota; Metazoa; Chordata; Lepidosauria; Squamata; Viperidae
Product: probable inactive glycosyltransferase 25 family member 3
Exons: 5
Source: RefSeq, a predicted model, not a curated record
UCGACGGGCCUCCCAUGUCCCGUUCCAGGCACCUCCACGUCCCCCCAAAACAUCCAACCAAGAUCGGGUUUGAUGAGGUGUUUCUUAUCAACCUGGCCCGACGCCCGGACCGGCGACAGCGCAUGCUGGAGGCCCUUUUCGAGCUGGAAAUAGACCCCUUGGUGGUUGACGCCAUAGACGGAAGAGCCCUGAACAGCAGCAGCAUCAAGAAACUUGGCAUCGACUUACUGCCCGGAUAUUACGACCCCUUUUCGGGGAGGACCCUCACCAAAGGGGAAGUUGGCUGCUUCCUCAGUCACCACCACGUCUGGAAAGAGGUGGUCGAGAGGGGGCUGGAAAAAUCCCUUGUGCUGGAAGACGAUAUCCGAUUCGAGGCUUACUUCAAGAGGCACCUGGUGAAGCUGAUGGACGCGUUGGAACGGACGCAACUCGAUUGGGACCUGAUCUACCUGGGCAGGAAACAAGUCAACUCCGACAAGGAGGAGGAGGUGGUGGAGAUCCCCAAUCUGGUGGUGCCCGAAUAUUCCUACUGG